CCUCCUCUUCCUCUCUCUCUCUCCAUCAUCAUUCUUGUGCUUCUUGUUCACUGUGAUUCUAUUAUUCCUUCAUUGUCUACAUUUGUCACUCUUUUCCCAUUCGUAAACAAAAGGCUAACAUGAUAUACGUUGAAUUUGUCAAACAAGAAAGUGGCUAAAAAACAUGAGAGAAAUCAUCCACAUCCAAGCUGGUCAAUGUGGCAAUCAAAUCGGUGCCAAAUUCUGGGAGGUUAUUUCCAAUGAACAUGGGAUAGAUCCACAAGGAAUUUACCAUGAGGAAUCACCAUUACAAUUGGAACGGAUUGAUGUUUAUUACAAUGAAGCCUCAGAGUCAAACACUUAUGUUCCCAGAGCGGUUUUGGUUGAUCUGGAACCAGGAACCAUGGAAUCGGUUCGAUCAGGUCCUUAUGGUCAACUUUUCCGUCCUGAUAAUUAUGUUUUCGGUCGUAAUGGUGCAGGUAACAAUUGGGCAAAAGGACAUUACACCGAAGGAGCUGAAUUAGUUGAUAUAGUCAUGGAGGUUGUUCGUAAAGAAGCUGAACAUUGUGAUUGUUUACAAGGUUUCCAAUUGACACACUCACUUGGAGGCGGAACUGGAUCAGGAAUGGGAACUUUACUAAUAUCUAAAUUAAGUGAAGAGUAUCUUGAUCGUAUCAUAACAACUUAUUCCGUGGUUCCUUCACCCAAAGUUUCCGAUGCCGUAGUUGAACCAUACAAUGCAACCUUAUCCAUUAAUCAACUAAUUGAAUACACCGAUGAAACCUUCUGCAUUGAUAAUGAAGCCUUAUACGAUAUUUGUUUCCGUACUUUAAAGCUUCCUUCACCUUCAUACAGUGAACUUAAUCACCUUGUAUCAGCAACCAUGUCAGGUGUAACAACAUGCCUUCGAUUUCCAGGUCAAUUAAAUGCCGAUCUUCGGAAGCUCGCUGUUAACAUGGUUCCUUUCCCUCGAUUACACUUCUUUAUGUCAGGAUUUGCACCAUUAACUGCCAAGUUAUCGCAACAAUAUCGCAAUAUAACAGUAUCCGAAUUAACUCAGCAAAUGUUUGAUCCUAAAAACAUGAUGGUUGCCGCUGAUCCACGAAAUGGCCGAUAUUUAACUGUAGCUACAAUGUUCAGGGGUCAAAUGUCAAUGAAAGAUGUAGAUGAGCAAAUGAUUUUAAUUCAGAACAAGAAUUCAUCAAAUUUUGUUGAAUGGAUUCCAAAUAAUGUUAAAGUUGCCGUGUGCGAUAUACCACCAAGAGGCCUUAAAAUGUCCGGAACGUUUAUUGGUAAUACAACCGCGAUUCAAGUAAUAUUCAAACGGAUUUGUGAACAAUUUACAGCGAUGUUCCGUCGUAAAGCUUUUCUCCACUGGUUCCUAGAGGAGGGUAUGGAUGAGAUGGAAUUCACUGAGGCCGAGUCAAAUGUAUUAGAUCUCAUUGCGGAAUAUCAACAAUAUCAAGAAGCCACAGCGGAAGAUGAUUACAUUGAGAUUGAGGAGGAAUAUUAUGAUGAAUCGGAAGAUGCCUACUCAUUGGAAGACCAGAAUGGCUCAUAAAUUGACGAUUUAUCCAUAAUAUACAAAAUCAACAAAUGCUAAUUGCAAUAAACAAACUGUAAUAAUUAUUAUCAUAAUAUCCAUGGUGAUAUUUUACACCAAGAGACAAUUUCAAAAGUCCAGUGAGAUUGAUGAAUACACUCAUGUAAAUAUUACAUGAAUGUGAAUCCAAAACAAUAGUGAUUGAUUACUAUUGAUGCAUUUAAUUAUAACACGGAUUGCCUGAUGAGAAUCCCAUCUAAUUGGAAUUGCUGAUAAUUGAUCUAAUUUAUUUAUUCAACUCAAUAUGAGUUUGAUUGUUGUUGGAAAAAAUAAUCAACCACUAAUUGGAUUUAAUCUGAUUUUCUGCAACCCACCUCUGAUGAUCAUCAUUUUUUUUUAUAUAUAAAUAUCAAUCAAUAUCCUUCCUAUGACAUGAAAGCCUUUAAUUUGCUUUAAUCAAUCAAAAGUGUAUCUUAAUUAGAGAGAUUAAUUUUCUUAAUUAUCUCAAUUCAUCCUCUAAAUCACCUUUUCCUGAGAUUUUGUGUAUUACCUCUUACCUUUGACCCCUUUCAACUGGUCAUCAUUAUCAUUAUCAUUAUCAUGAUAACCUCCAUCCAUUGAUGAACUUAACAAUGACAACAAUUAAAUUUAAAAUCCUUAA
Messenger RNA from Panonychus citri (citrus red mite), 2183 nucleotides. RefSeq names its product tubulin beta chain-like. The record is from RefSeq and is a predicted model, not a curated record. Gene Ontology annotation, molecular function: GTP binding; structural constituent of cytoskeleton; GTPase activity. The transcript has 8 exons. Gene Ontology annotation, cellular component: cytoplasm; microtubule. Gene Ontology annotation, biological process: microtubule cytoskeleton organization; mitotic cell cycle. Lineage: Eukaryota; Metazoa; Arthropoda; Arachnida; Trombidiformes; Tetranychidae. The coding region runs from base 164 to 1540 and encodes 458 amino acids.